AUGAUUGCUCCCAAGACCUACCAGUUCCUCGUCGGCGUCUUCGCCUCUCUUGGAUCAUUCAACUACGGUUAUGAUCUUGGUGUCAUUGGCGGCAGCGUUGCCGCGUCUUCCUUCGUAGAAGAAUUUCAUCCCAAUGCAGAUGAAGUCGGUGCUGUCGUGUCCCUCUUCACUGGAGGUGGAUUCUUCGGAGCUGCGGCAGCUGGUCCCCUGGGUGACAUACUGGGUCGACGAUACGCCAUCAUGAUUGGCGCCAUCAUUUUCUGCCUCGGCGGUGCCUUGCAAGCAGCAGGCCAGAGCCUGUCUUUCUUCUACGCCGGUCGAGCUGUAGCUGGACUCGGUGUUGGUAUCCUCGUCAUGAUCGUGCCCAUGUACCAGGCCGAAAUCGCCCAUCCUUCUAUUCGAGGCCGAGUCACUGGCCUGCAGCAACUGAUGCUUGGUAUUGGAGCCACUUUUGCCACAUGGACUGUUUACGGCACCAACAAGAACUACACCACGAGUGAGCAGUGGCGCAUCCCUCUUGGUCUCCAGAUCAUCCCCGCCGGCAUUCUUGCGCUCAUGAUCCUCCUCUUCCCGGAAUCUCCUCGAUGGUUGAUCGACCACGGCAAGGAAGAGGAGGGACUCACCACUUUGGCCAAGCUUCACGCCAACGGAAAUGAGAGCGACCCCUGGGUUCAGGCCGAGUAUUUCCAAAUUCAAUCCGCCAUUGCUCACGAGCACGAGCAUGCGGCAAAGGGCUACAAGGAUCUCUUCACCGAUCGUUCCAGCUUCCGACGACUUUUUCUGGUCACCGCCCUCCAGGCUUCAGUUCAGAUGACCGGUGUGUCUGCCAUCCAAUACUUUUCUCCAGCUAUCUAUAAGACGAUAGGCAUCGGAACUACCGAGGCAUUGAAGUACCAGGCUAUUAGCAACGUCCUCUCUGUCCUUGCUCAGCUCUGCACGGUCCUGUUCAUCGACAAGCUGGGUCGCCGCUGGCCUCUCAUUAUGGGCAACGCAAUCAACUGUCUUUGCUUCGUCAUUGUCACUGCAGCCAUCGCCAGUUUCCCCAAAGUCUCCUCGUCGGUUCAGAACCAACUCGGCUGGCUCUUCAUCGUUACCAACUGGUUCUACCAAGUCAGUUUCUCAUUCACCUGCGGUUCUCUGUCAUGGAUCAUUCCCGCCGAGGUGUUUGACACCAAGACUCGCUCCAAGGGUAUUUCCAUCGGUGUCAUGGUCUCCUUCGCUUUCAACACCAUGAUUGGACAGAUUACCGCACCCGCCAUCAAAAACAUUGGCUGGAGGUACUUCCUGCUGUUCGUGGUGUGCAAUGCCACAAACGCCAUCUUCUUCUGGGCGUUCAUGCCGGAGACGAAGUUGCUGCCGCUUGAGGAGAUGAACGAGUUGUUCUCGAGCACGUCUUGGUUUGUGCCAGGUACGAAGCGAAAGCAAGUCAGCGAUUUGGACGCUAGGGUUGAGGAAGCCAAGUCUCAGAAGGAGGAUGUGGCGGGAGUUGAGACUAUUAACUAG
Molecule: messenger RNA, 1503 nt
Organism: Ilyonectria robusta
Lineage: Eukaryota; Fungi; Ascomycota; Sordariomycetes; Hypocreales; Nectriaceae
Product: general substrate transporter
Exons: 4
Coding region: 1-1503 (500 amino acids)
Biological process (GO): transmembrane transport; carbohydrate transport
Cellular component (GO): membrane
Molecular function (GO): carbohydrate:proton symporter activity
Source: RefSeq, a predicted model, not a curated record